Plutella xylostella (diamondback moth) is the source of this 646-nucleotide messenger RNA. RefSeq names its product superoxide dismutase [Cu-Zn]-like. Gene Ontology annotation, biological process: superoxide metabolic process. Gene Ontology annotation, molecular function: copper ion binding. The record is from RefSeq and is a predicted model, not a curated record. NCBI's taxonomy places the organism in Eukaryota, Metazoa, Arthropoda, Insecta, Lepidoptera, Plutellidae.
AUCAGUUAACUUUUGCACAAGAUCCAUCGGAAACGUACAAAAUGUACCGCUUAGCGCUUCUAUUAUCUCUAUCGGCUUGCUUCAUAACAGCAAAUAGUGCCGAACCACGAGCAGCCAUAGCUCAUUUACAAUCGGAAAACAUAUCCGGAUCCAUAAAAUUUGAGGAAACUGACAAUGGUGUUCGUGUCUUUGGUUCAAUCAAGGGUCUGGCAGCUGGCAAAUAUGGCUUCCAUAUUCAUGAGCUUGGACAUGUGAGUAGCUGCGCCGCCGCUGGCGCCCACUUCAACCCUGAAAGCAGAAACCAUGGAGCCCCUGACAAUGGCGAGCGACAUGUUGGUGAUCUAGGCAACAUACAGUUCAAAAAAGACGGCACAGCAGAUAUUGAUAUUGUUGAUACAGUGAUAACACUACGUGGUGCUACUAAUGUUAUUGGAAGGACGCUGAUGCUGCAUGAGGGUGAAGAUGACUUGGGACUUGGAGGCGAUGAAACUUCACUAACAACAGGCAACGCUGGUGGUCGUGUUGCAUGCGGUGUCAUUGGGGUUGAUGCUCCUUUAGAUGCUUGGUUAGUGUAAAUAACAAUUCAGUAUUAAAGUUGAAGAAGUCUAUUUUUGCAAUGUAAAUAUAAUAUUAUAUUAAACCGUCA